AUGGGCUGCAGGCCCAAGUUCUCGGCCUACUUAGCCUCCGCAUCGAUCCUGCCAAGGUUCUGUAAGAAGAAGAGUGGCAUAACAAGAACAAGUAAGAGGUGCUUUUGUCAUAGCUGGAAACAUUCUACCUCAAUGUCAACAUCAAAUGAUGGGUUCCUCUCUGUGAAACUGUCCCCAAAAGAGAGUUUACAGCCAUUGGGAAUCAGCGCCUUGCUUAUAUCGCUUCUGACCACGCCUAAGAGGUUGAUGAUCUUGUAUGUUACUGAUUUUGGUGUGUAUGUAAAUGAUUUGGUGUAUGUGACAGACAAUGCUUACAACAACAAGCAGAUUCUGGUGAUGUCUUGGAGAAUGAUGGAGAAUAUGGUUCAUUUUCUUGCUGAGCUGGGGAUGAUGCAAUGUCACACCUUUAAGUUUUAUCCCUCCAAAGGUAUAGAAUAUGGUUCGCUCAAAUUACUUGGAAUCAGUGUAAGCAAGCAGAUAUAA
This is a messenger RNA of Eruca vesicaria subsp. sativa (arugula), 483 nucleotides long. The record is from the annotation of a GenBank genome assembly. NCBI's taxonomy places the organism in Eukaryota, Viridiplantae, Streptophyta, Magnoliopsida, Brassicales, Brassicaceae.